GGUAAAGUAACUUAGCUCUGGCGCUAUUUAUGGAGUUGCUAAUUUCGGACAAAAACAAGAAUGCUACGUAUAGCAGCAUUGAAUGAGUCCUCUAAUGAAUCAGAUGAGGCCAGUACCCCAUCACCACCAUCUGCUACCAGAGAAGCACAGGAAUCAGAAGCAUUUGCCCUUUAUAAUAAAGCCCUGACCUUGCAACGCCAAGGUGAACUAACCAAAGCAGAGGAUGUCUUUAAACAACUCUUAAGGACACCACUUUUGUUAGAGGCUCUACCACCAGAAAAUGAAGAUGCUAAUCUUGCCCAGAAUCCUGGGCUUAUGCUCAAGUAUUCCACCUAUAAAAACAUUGGAGGGAUGGCAGCAAACAAUGGGAACCACCAUGCCGCCAUGGAGGCCUACUUGGAGGCUGCACUGUUAGAUUCUAGUGAUGUGACUUUAUGGUUCAAGAUAGGAACAACUGCAUUAAAGCUCCACCAUGUUCCCUUGGCAAGACACGGGUUUGAACAGGCACUGGAGUGUAACCCCAACCACUGGCCCAGCUUGGACCACAUCUGUACUGUAUUGUAUGCUGUCAAUGAUUAUACCAAUUGCCUGUACUACAUAUCCAAGGCUUUAGAAAAAGAUAGUGGCUAUACAAAAGGCUUAGCACUGAGAGAGAAAAUGUUUUCUGAGCAGCCUUCCUUGGAGAGGGACACUGCACACAUGUUUCAGUUUUGUGACCAGAGUAUUUAUACUACAAAGGUGGAUACUGGAGAAACUUUGACUUACAUCAGUGAAGCUCUUGCAAUGCGACAGAUGAAGCAGCAGAUGGGGAAACAGCCAGAGCUCCCCAUCCUUUCUUUUGUAAAACCUCUGACAAGCUUCAAGUGGAAGUGUCUUGGAGAAUGCCUGAUUGCUCUUUAUGAUGAUAUUCAGAAGUCAGACAUGCCAGUAAAAAUCGGCUGCAGAAUUGACUUGUCUACGUAUGCUGCUAUGAGUCCAACAGUUGACAUUCCAAUUCCUAUGGAAACGUCGCCCACACCUCUUGCUCCAGAGAUACAAACCUCUGAGGGUAUUACUGUGACUGCUGGAGGUACAGCAACGGUUACAACACCAGUGGUAUCACAACCAACCAUAGCUACAGCAGCAGUUACUCCAGUAGCCACAACAACACCUGUGUUCAGUGAAAAGCAGGAAGUCACUGUGCCUAAAUCAGCAGAUAGUGGAGAGGGUCAAAACAAAAGGGGGCGUAAGAGGAAAGCUACACUAUUGGAAGAUGACUUCUCUGUGAAGAGGAGAUCUGCCAGGGUGAGGAACACAAACAAAAAGAAGGAAGAAGAGAGUAUCAAUUACCAGGAACUGCUUCAGAGUUUCUUACCAUCAAGUUUGUUGAAAGUUAGAGUGGAAGAAGAUGAGGAAAGCAAGGAGAAAUCCUCAGAAGAGGAACAACCUGAGCCACAUGUAAUUGACCCUGGGACACCAGUAGAAGGUCGUCCCAGGCUCCCUUCUGACACAGUUCCUCUGAACUGCAAAGAAAACCUGGAAGUUCAUGAACUCCUUGCAAGAAGUCAACGGAAUGGUGGCAUUCUGGAACUCAUGAACAAGUACUUGAUAUGUUUGUCAGAAAGGGCACACCUGAAAUGGUGUGACGGCUUAACAGAGAUCUACUUGGAAGUCUACCAAAGAUAUAGGAAACACUUUGUUUAUCCAUCAUUUCUGUGCAAAGAUGUGACAGAUAAAAGAAUUGCUGAAAUGGCAUUGAUGUGUCUAGUAUGGGCAGAGUUAAAACUAGACAAGUGGCUAAGCAACAAAUCCAUGGUUUCAUCCCCUAUGAAGUAUUUGACCUUGGGUCCAGAAUUCCCAGGAAAGUUCUUCAAAGAAGAUCUGAGUUACUUGGUGGGUUUGUCUGCUUUUCAUGAUAUUAUGGAGGAUUUUUGGCAAGAGUACUGUGUUAGAGUGUACUGGUUAAAGGCAAGAUUUUUGGUGCUACAGACAGAAAUGGAUCUGGCUGUGGAAUUUUUUAAAAGGGCCUCUGACUACCUGAGCUAUGAGCAAGACCCAGGCUCUCCACAGAUGACUGUCAAGUUAGUCAACUGCAGAACAGAUAAUGUUAUCACCAAAGGCAAUGUAAAUAAACAACUUGAAUCCUUACAACGAUGCCAGUCACUGGAGGAAGUUCAGAAGUUAUAUGAGAAAGGCAGCUAUGAGCGCGUUGUGGACUUACUGCUGCAGACAUUUUCACAAAGCAAAGAGAAGGUGACAGGUCUAGUUGUUGCAGAAAGACAUCUCCAGUUACUUCUGCUUCUGGACUCUUUAAUCAAACUGAAGGAUUUUAAGAGAUGUGUGUUAUGGGGUGAGGUAUCCCUGAAUGAAGCUCUUCAACAGUAUCUCUCAGUGGGGAGCAGCUCUAUCAAAGAGGAGUGGGCCACUACAAUGACUCAGCUAUUCAAGAGCUUAGACUUAUGCCUGUCAAAAGAUGUGACCACAUUAAGUAACUUGCCUUCCAAGAAUCUUGUCCGCCUGUCACAAAAUGUGAUCCGUGUGAUAGAAAUCAAUAUGGAUGUCAGUGAUUCUGUGCCUGAGAUGCCAAUCAACACGGUUAUGCCCUGGAGGGUUCUCUAUAGGAUGAUUGAACAUGAGGAGAAGAAGCUCCAGUCUAUGAGCAUGCAGCCAGAGGAGCACCAGGGGGUCAUGGGGGACUGCAUGCCAUCCUCUCUCAUGCUGCUCACUGUGGCACAUGAAUAUUUAGGAAGGAAAUGCUGGUGCACAAAAUCAGAUGGUGCUUUACUGAUGUUCUUUAUUGAUGUAAUCAAAAGUAGACUAAAAGAAAAUGGCUCAGAACGCUCUCGGGCGUACAAAGAAGAGUUAGAUCACGCCAUUGAGCAGUGUUUCUACUGUCUGUAUGGACAUCCAAACAAGAGAACCAAAGCUAAGCAUCUGCAAGAUCACAAUGCCCCACAGGUAACCUUGAGCUGGGAAAGAGCAGUAGUUUUAUUUGAUUACUUCAAACCUAAGACCAUGCCAGAAUUUGACAGCUACAGGACAAGUGCUGUGUCAGCUGAGUUGGAGCACCUUCUCAGAAGAAUUUCAAUGUUAGUGCCACAACAGGAGAAUCAAACCCUGACAAUAGACAGUCUGACUGCUUACAUUGAGGGGACAUCUAGCCAAGUACCUGCCAUCCCUGAAGACAAAGUGAAGAAAAUGCCUGUAGUGAAUGAAAUAUACUACUUGCUAGCUGAUUACUAUUUCAAAAACAAGGAACAGGGCAAAGCCAUCAAGUUUUAUAUGCAUGACAUCUGUGUGAAUCCUGACCGUUUUGACUCCUGGGCAGGCAUGGCCCUGGCAAGAAUGAGUCGUCUAGAACAGAAACUCAACUCUUGUGAACUGAAGAAUGAGGGACCUAUUCACAAACAUGCCAUAAGUGCUCUUCGCUGCUUCAAACGGUCAUGUGAGCUGGACGACUCCAAUGCCAAGCUCUGGGUUGAGUAUGGCUCCCUGGCAUACCAGCUCCACUCGCAUGCAUCAAGGCAACUUAAACAGCACCCAAUCCAUCCACUGAAUGAUGAGGCCUUGCAGAUUGCCCAGAGCAGCAAGAUUGAGAUGCUGCGUAUUGCCCAGGACUGUUAUACCAAUGCCAGCAAGUGUGAGGCAGAGGACAGCGAGGAAGAGCUCUGGCUUCAUCACUACAUGCUAGGGAAGGUGGCGGAGAAGAUGAGGAAGCCACCCAAGGAUUAUCUUGACCAUUAUAAGCAGGCAGCCAUAUUCCUGCAUGAAGACAAGGCCAGGUAUCCCAAGAAAAUCAAUUACAUUGUCAGCCCCCCACACCUGGCUGUGGAAGCUUUGGAGGUGUUUUACCGCAUACACUCCAGCAUGCUGAAGUUCUUGGAGAGAGAAGCCAGUGAGGUGGACUACAGUUUAUUUUCACAGUACAUCACGGAGGCCAAGGAAAGUCCAUUUGCCAAAGCUCAGGAGAAGAAAACAGAGAGAAAGGACAGCUCUAGGGAGAGCAUAUCAGGCAUAUCUGAGGAUGAGACCUCCAACUCGAACCUCCAGCCAACUGCCACCAAAUCCAAGCCCUCGGUUCACGUGACUCCUCUGGACCACAACUACUCCAGACAGCGCAGUCAGACAGAGAGUGAGAUGUCAGCUGAUGAUACGUCUAGAGAUAUUUACUCUUCUGCUGAGUCCAUAAAUAUAGAAAACACAAAUAACAUGACAAGCAAACACAUGGAAGUGCAGAAUGUUGAACCAAACCAAGCAUCCAAGUCCACUUCUGCUAUUGGAAGUGCUGACACCACUAUGCCAGAUGCAUCUAUGCCAAAGGACGAUUUAGCAGUCAGCGAGGAAAAGAUAUCGGAUACUGAGCCUGACCCAAAGGCCUCACCCUCAAUAGAACAGCAGUAUACUGAAAAUGGUACUGCGACUAGUUCUGUCUCCUUGGAUCAGAAAGAAAACAUUCAGUCCACAUUAGAAAACCCUCUAAAGCCACCAGAGACCACAGAGAUAAAGAUGGACGAAGAUGUUCAGCCAGAAACAGCAAGUCAAACAUCAGAUGUAGAGAUGACAGAAUCUUCUGUGAAAGAUGAGGAGAAGGUGGACAGUGAAGAAGAGAUCAUGGAUAUUUUGACCACUGAUCUGAGUGACCCUACAUGCAUGGAGACCAUAGAGCUGGAGGUUGCUAUAGGCUCUCAUGGGGAAGUCAAGGUUUUGGUGAAAGACCAUGCUGAUCCUGUUGAAGUUACUCUUACUGAAGUGGAUGCUGUUAAAGCUAAAGAGAUUCCAGGAGAUGGAGCUGUUGGUUGCUCUGGUUCUGUGGAAUUUUCCAGUGUAGAAAAAUCUGUAGAUGCUGACCAAACAGAUGUUAAUAACCAGCCUGAUAGUAAAGAAACAGUGGAAUUAAGACAUGAAAAGAAUGACAGUGAAACAAAACAAGCAGACGAGGUAUUCAACACAGAAUUAAGUGAAACAGAAAUGAAGGAAGAUGCUGCAAACUCUGGUACAGAGGUCUUGACAAGAUCAACUGAAACUGUAUCAGAACCAAUAAAAGAUGAAAGUUCUGCAAGUGAACAAGCAGUCUUGAGCAUAAAGGAUGCUGUAGACAGUGCUCUAAAAGGUACUACGCCAGCAUCAUUGAAUGUAGACAGAUCUGUUAGUGGUUCUGAACUAAGUAAAACUGAGUCAAGACUACAUAAAGAUACAAAGCCAGAAAGUUCAAAUGGUGAAGGAGACUCAGUGGAAGCCAAAUCCAAGUUGUUAGAAAGUGCUAGUAGUAAAACUGAGACUAAGUCUAAAGAAGAGGAAACAAAGGCCAAUGAACAACAAAGUAGUCAUAAGGAGAAAGGUGAUGAUUUGGAAAUUCUGGAAGAAUUGGAUGAGGUGACAGGUAUGAUGGUCAGGAAGUUUAUAAAGGCUGGAGAUAUGGUCAAAAGUGAGCCCUUGAAGAGAGAGCAGACCCCAGUGACUAAGGAAACCACAGGAAGUAAGGAUAAGACAUCAGACAAGAAGAGUAGUGAGAGUGAAAAUCAAAAUGGCACUUGCAGCAAAAAAGAUGAUAAUAGUGAAGAGAAAAACUCAGAAACUGGUGGAAUCCAACCAGAUCCGAAGCGAAAGGAAUUGAUGUCUGCCUGUAUGCAGGGUUUACAUGUGUGUUUAUCCAGGUUCCCACAGCACUACAAGUCCAUCUACAGGCUGGCCCACAUCUACUAUACCUCACCUGCAUUCAAGGACCCCAGAAAAACGAGGGAUCUUUUACUUGGACCUAAUGGUAAAUGGGAGCAAUGUGAACACAUGCCUUGUCAGGGACUGUUCCAGGAGAGAAAACACACUAACUUUUUUAAUGGUAUUUGGAGGAUACCUAUAGAAGAGAUAGACCGGUCUGGCAGCUUUGCCUCUCACAUGUACCACUGUAUUGUGCUCCUGGUCAAUGUUCUGCGAGAUCUCCAGGAUGCUGCCACUCUAUUUUACCUGUCUCAACAGCUACACAGGACACCAGAGAGCCAAAAGAAAUACUUGCGUGACACUGAGCGUGUGCACCUUGCCAGGACAGCCUAUGGCUACUGCCUGGAUGCCUACAAUGAACAGGUUCCUAAACAUAGUGUCCAAGAUCCCUCCAACUCUGAGGAGGAAGCGGUGAGAUUCAUCCUGGUGAUCCACCGUGUAUAUCAGUAUGGCCUGAGGCAGCUGGUUUGGGACACUGAAAAGGCUGGAAGACUGUUGGCCAAGGCCUUCAAAGUUUGCGGCAACCAACAGUUAGAAGAUGGCCAAGAUGCACUUCAGCAAGCCGUCAAAUUUUGUGCACAGCAGCUUGCGAGCAAACCAGCACAGAGCUCCAGUGGAAUUCAGUCUCCAGCACGUAGUUCUGAUUCGGCCUCGAACCAGAAACCAGACACCCCCGGAAGAAGUAAGAGAGAGCUGACAUUCAGUUAUGGAACCCCAACUGAAAAAGAGAGCCCUCUCAAGAAAAACGAAAAGGAGACAGAGAGCCAGACAGAGCCAAUAGAUUUGAGUCAAACACCGAGCAAAACACAAACAGCAGAUGAACAGAGACCACAGACUCCUUCAUCUCCACUAAGCAACCUGAAGCAAGCCAUCAAGACAUUGCCUCAACCUUCUAAGCUGUCUAACCAAGGUUCAAAGCCUACCACUCACCAUCCUCUCAGUAUGGCUUCCAUAUUGGCCAAAAAACAAAGCCCAAAAUCCAGCGGAGCAGUUAAAUUAGUUGACCAAGAACCACCAAAGAUAGGAACGAAAUCAGCAUUUGACUCAGUUCAAAUUGCUCCAAGCCAGGCCACCAAAUCAGCUGAAAGUCCAGUCAAAAUGAGCUCCAUACUAAGUUCUGCAGCAAAUGUUGUUAGAAUGGCCCCAUCAAUGGUUGCAGCAAAUCCAUCUCUUAAAUUAUCAGAGAUAAGUCAGCAUCAUAAAGCAACGGUUAGUCAAAAAAUGCCAUCACCACAUCAAACUCAACCAAGUGGCAGUGGAUCCAAGACCCUAUCAACUGUUACCACUGUGGAUUAUGGCCACGUUUCAGCUUCAAAGCCAUACAUUCAAAAUGUCAGAGUGUCAGGCCCUAGUGUCCUCCCAGUCCAAACCAGCAGAGAAGGAUUUAAAGAGGGGUUCAGUCAAUCCCUGCAUCAUCUAAUUACCAAAGCAUUGCUGUCAGAGCCACCCGCUGCUCCAACAAAGCAGCAACACCUGGCAGCUCCACCUGCAGGACAGGGCAGUAGGAGUACCCCUCAGACCCAGGCUACACCCCUCAUAAAUACACCAAGUUCUGUGCCCACCAUGGCUGUCCCUGUACGCCACACGGUACCACCUCAGACCCCGCAAUCCACAGAGCCCGAGGUGAUCACCCUGUCCUCAGACAGUGAAGGUUGACUCUGAAAGACAUUCCAGCAUAAAGUCCAGGAAUUAUUAUGUAUAUAUUAUAUGCCUAAGGCAUAACAGUUCAUUUAACAUAUUGAGAAGAUUUGGAACUCUGUACAGCUUGAAUAUUACAUGGAAUAUGAAAUUUUUGCCUUUUUUAAAUAAAGCCUUUUUAAAGAUUGAAUAGAAUGCAAGUGGUUACUGAUAUGUUUUUCUGGUAAGAGGGCAGAGUAAUUACAAUAAUUUGUAAACUUAAAAGAAGUUUGAGAGAACAGUUUCAUUAGCUCUGUAUGUAUCAA
Molecule: messenger RNA, 7637 nt
Organism: Lingula anatina
Lineage: Eukaryota; Metazoa; Brachiopoda; Lingulata; Lingulida; Lingulidae
Product: calcineurin-binding protein cabin-1
Biological process (GO): chromatin organization
Cellular component (GO): nucleus
Molecular function (GO): nucleosome binding; protein binding
Source: RefSeq, a predicted model, not a curated record